AUGGCCGCGAAAUCUGAUGGUGCACCCGUCUCUCUACGAAACGAAAUCCCACCCGAGUGUCCUUCCAGGUCGGACCCACGGCCUCCCCAGCGCCGUCCCGCCGAGCAGCGCUACUCCCUCCCGGACUGCUGUUGGACGCUGUGCGCCCUUUUGGUCUUCUUCUCGGACGGGGCCUCAGACCUGUGGCUGGCCGCGGACUACUACCUAAGGAGGGACUACUGGUGCUUUGCACUGACUCUGGUCUUUGUGAUAGUCCCGUCCGUGGUCGUGCAAGUGUUGAGCUUCCGAUGGUUCGCCUACGAUUUCUCGGAAACCGUCGAGAGCGGCACGGCUGCGGCCGCUGUGGUGGCAGCGUCGGGAGCGGAGGAGAGCGACUUCAGCACCAAGGACAGCGGCGAGCGGGGCGCUGGCUGCACUGCCGGGGCCGGGGUGCUGCCUGGGCCGGGCACCGCGGGAGGAGCCCGGGGCUGCUGCAGAGUAUUCAUGUGGCUCUUCCAGGCCAUCGUUCACAUCUUUCAGCUGGCACAGGUCUGGAGGUAUGUCCACGCCUUGUAUUUGGGUGUGCAGAGUCGCUGGCACAGGGACCCCGAGCGCCGUCACUACUACUGGCGUAUGAUGUUUGAGAGCGCUGAUAUAAGCAUGUUGCGUCUGCUGGAGUCCUUCUUGAAGAGUGCCCCUCAGCUGGUGCUGCAGCUCAGCAUCAUGAUCCAGGCCAGUCAGGUGCUGCCCCUCCAGGGUCUUUCAGCUUCUGCCUCACUGAUAUCCCUCGCGUGGAUGGUCUCCUCCUAUCAGAAAGUCCUGAGGGACUCCCGAGACGAUAAGCUACCUAUGACCUACAAGGCCGUCAUAGUUCAGAUUCUGUGGCACCUGUUCACCAUCGGGGCCCGCACUCUGGCUUUUGCUCUGUUCGCCUCCGUGUUCCAGCUUUACUUUGGCAUCUUCAUCGUGGCCCACUGGUGCAUCAUGACGUUUUGGAUCAUUCAAGGUGAAACAGACUUCUGCAUGUCCAAAUGGGAGGAGAUCAUCUAUAACAUGAUGGUGGGCAUUGUGUAUGUUUUCUGCUGGUUCAGUGUGAGAGAGGGGCGCACUCGCUGCAGAAUGCUCAUCUACAGUCUGACUGUAUUCGUUGAGAAUGUGGCACUCACCACUGCCUGGUACCUGUACCGCGGCCCUCGUAGCUCAGACUUCUACGCUGUCAUCAUGGUGUGUGUGGUGGCCAGCAGCUAUGCUCUGGGCACCUUCUUCAUGUUUGUGUAUUACUGUCUGCUGCACCCUGACGGCCCAGUCUCAGGGUGGGGCUAUAUCGUGGAGAAGGAGGUGCCUCUGGAGUCGCUGGCCUCACCAGCUUCCAGCCUCCCCCCUGACCUGGUGAGCAGCCCCCCCAGGACCCUUCAGAGAACUAAAGGGUCAGACAGAGAGCAAGGGCCUGGGGUAGAUGGAGACGUGUUUCAGGUACGACCACCUCGGGGAGCGCAGGCCCUAGUGCCACACCUCACACCCAGGACAGAGGGGCCCGUCAUCCGAAUAGACCUGCCCAGGAAGAAGUACCCCGCCUGGGACGCUCACUUCAUUGACCGCCGGCUGCGUAAAACCAUCCUGGUGCUUGAAAGCGCCGCCCCGGUCACACCCAGGAUUCAGUACCGCUGUCUGGGCACACCCAAAGAAGUGAUGGAGUAUGAGACCACCGUAUGAUGUGCUGAAGGCGCUGUGACUCAGCUCGCUGCCAUGUGGACAUCCUGCCUUAGAAUAAAAUGGCAGGUGGACUCUCACUGAGCAGUCUGUUUCAGCUCCACGCCCACUUGAUUGCUCUCUGUACUGUCAGGAAGUGGAGACAAACGGGCAAAGAAAGGGACAGAGUGUGAUGUCUUUAUUUUAUACAAAGGCACAAACCUGUGAUGUUGUCUAAUGAUGGUGCAUAUUUAAGUUUCUGUAUCAUUUCUCAGGUCAGGAUGUGGUACAGGAAGAGGUCGAGGUUAGCGGCAAAGCUCGCUGCCCAGUGAACUUAGAGAGGAGCACAGGCAGAGAAGUGGAGUGGUGUGAUUAUCAAUCAGAGGCAGAAAGUCCUCCUCAGUGAAGGUGCUUCAGCACAUCCUCUAAAGGCGGUCGACAACAGAGGCAAGCCUUCAACAUGCAUGACUACUUAUGGCAGCUAGAACCGAAACAUCGCCGAACAAGAUGUAGAGGGGAGGCAUUUAAAGAUGCUAAACUCGCACUGUCAUUUUAAACACAGUCUACAAUAAAUGCUGCACAGGUUCUGAUCAUCAUAAUCAUGAUUUUCCAUAGCUAUUCACUCAUGUUGAAGGAGUCUCUGCAAAUGCUGCUUCAAACCUGAA
This is a messenger RNA of Seriola dumerili (greater amberjack), 2333 nucleotides long. RefSeq names its product XK-related protein 7-like (gene xkr7a). NCBI's taxonomy places the organism in Eukaryota, Metazoa, Chordata, Actinopteri, Carangiformes, Carangidae. The coding region runs from base 1 to 1692 and encodes 563 amino acids. The record is from RefSeq and is a predicted model, not a curated record. Gene Ontology annotation, cellular component: plasma membrane. The transcript has 3 exons. Gene Ontology annotation, biological process: phosphatidylserine exposure on apoptotic cell surface; apoptotic process involved in development; engulfment of apoptotic cell.